UCCUCCAGUCAAGGGCAUCGAAGCUGUCGUUAGCCUGAGCUAGCAGCAGCAGAGCACACGUGUGUCUACAGGAGCGUUACAGAGCCGUGCGUUAGGCACCAACACUCUUAGAAAUGGACGGAUUCGGCUCAGACUUCUCAGCAGGCGGAUCUGGAGGGAAAAUGGACACCGGCACCAUCAUGGAGCAGGUCAAGGUCCAGAUCGCGGUGGCUAACGCUCAGGAGCUCCUGCAGAGAAUGACUGACAAAUGCUUCAAGAAGUGCAUAGGUAAACCAGGAAGUACACUGGACAACUCUGAGCAGAAAUGCAUUGCUAUGUGUAUGGACCGGUAUAUGGAUGCCUGGAACACAGUUUCCCGAACAUACAACUCCAGACUACAGAGGGAAAGAGCUCGCAUGUGAACACCCCUCUGUGCAUCCUUCCCUCCGUCAGGCUUCUGCUUACAGUCAGGACCAGUACAGGCACCACUGGAGGCCACGAGUUUUGCAAGGGUGUGUCAUGACAGCAUCACACAUCUUCUGUCAUAAUACCUCACAGACCUGCAAGCAAAGCCUGUGGACUCUUGCCAGAUAGCAGUUCUGCUGACAUUUUUGUGUUCUCUGAUGGACAGCUCUUUAACACAUUUUAAAUAUUUUCUUGUUGUAUGCUAAUACUAAUAGUCUUCAUGUCCUGGCCAGUUUGAUUGAAAACUUUAAAUCCUCUUUUUAAGUCAAGUGUGGAGGUGUUUUUCAGGAUGUAUGGGUGAUGUCUUGUAUAAGUUCAGGGUUCGGUAUCUGAUCUCCAAAAUGGGAAAGCAGUUCUGGGAGGAGAAAAAAAACAAUGCAGUAUCACAAAUAUGAAUCACUUAGAGUAACAUUUUAAUAAGUUGUUGGGACACAUUCCUUUUAUCAAAUGCUUCUUCACGGUAUACAUACUGCACGUACUGCCACCACAUAUAAGCAGGUCUCUCAGUCACUACACUGGCUUAAUGAAACAGAUUCAUUUCAGCAUAAACAUGCUUGCAAAAAAGCAGCACAACUGGAGCUGUCACAGGACAAGACUGAGACCUACUUUAAACCAUCAGGAAAACUCAAUCAAUUUUAUGUUUUCACAGUCAAACGUGACAUUCACAGGCUUCUCAAAAGCCCUAUAUCAGAGUACACCUGGAGAACAAAACUGUUUUGUCUGGCAUGUUUUCUAGUCGUCACUCUAUCUGCUGCCCUCCACAGUAGUGUGCUUGUUUUAGCAGGGGUUUGUCUUGCUUCUGACGGGUUACUGCUCUGUUCUCAUUUGUGCAAGCAGUUUGUUUGUUGUGUAGAAACCUCACUCCCAUUCUUCUCUACCACGGGCUUGUGUGAGACAGUAAGAGCCAACAUAAAAAUCCCCUGAGCAUAAUCUGCAGUAGGAUUUCAGAUGUGAAUGUCCAUCUUUUUUCUUUUUCAAGAAAAUCCAAUAAACAUCGUCAAACAGGU
Molecule: messenger RNA, 1451 nt
Organism: Salarias fasciatus (jewelled blenny)
Lineage: Eukaryota; Metazoa; Chordata; Actinopteri; Blenniiformes; Blenniidae
Gene: timm13
Product: translocase of inner mitochondrial membrane 13 homolog (yeast)
Exons: 3
Coding region: 114-401 (95 amino acids)
Source: RefSeq, a predicted model, not a curated record